AUGUCAGCAUCAUCAAACUUUGUAGAAGAUUUGGGUGAUCGUCGAAAUUCAAGUUCAUCUAAACGUUCAGCGCAAUCGACACCAAAUUCAAUGGAUGGCGAAAAAACUUUUCAAUAUUAUAAUGACAGUGAACAAAGUCGUAUACAAAUGCAGCAGGAACAACGACCGUCAAGAAAAAAUUCUCAAACAGAAUAUUCAAAUGACAAAUUUGGUUUCAAAAAUUACGAUCAAAUCGUGCAAUAUCUUCAAACAGUUUGGGAUAAUGUUUGUGCAAGCAUUCCUUAUCGAGAAAACCAGUCACAGUCACAGUCACAACCGCAACACUCGCAAUAUCAUCAGCAAUUACCACAACAUUCAAAUCGACCACAAGGCAGUGGAUUUUCUGGUAGACAAAUUCGUCAUUAUAAUUCAGACUAUGUUCCUCAACAACAACAACAACAAAAUCGAUUGUAUUUUCGAUCUGGCAAUGGACCAAGAUGGGAGCAAAGAGGCGUUCAACCAUCUCCACCGACACAACGAAGAGAUAGUGGUCCUUCACAACAAUCGUACUAUCGUCAACAACAAUAUUAUCAGCAAAACCAAACGGGUGACAAACAACAAGAUCAACAAUACCAUAACAGAAAAAAUCGUUCAGAUAUGGAUAAUUAUUCACAACGAAAAGCAAAUGGUUAUAACAAUAAUAACAAUAAUCCGUCACCUUCGAAUAUUCCGGUUAGUAACAGUGUUCACACAUCACAGUCAAUUUCGAAUAUUCAUUCAUCAUAUCAACAACCAUCACAACAACAUUAUUCGCCAUCAUCGCCAAUGUCUUCAGCUCAAUCUUAUCCAAAAAUAACCGUUGAACAAAAUGACUUGAAAGAAACUUCAUCAACACCGUUCACGGUUUUAAUGGACGAUACAACGGGUGAUGAUCAUUUUAGCAAUUCAACAUCAUCCUUAAUAGAUUUUGAUUUAUUACAAAUUGAUGAUAAAGAAUUUGAUAUUCCACAGUUAGAUUAUUUGCCAAGUUUAGAAAGUAUAUUAAAUGAACAGCAACAAAAUCAUCUAUCAUACAGCAAUCACAAUAAAUCUGAUACAUCAUCAGUUAACUCGAAUAUCUAUCCGUCGAAUGUUAAUGGAUUUCUAUCAUCUCAACAAUCAUCUUCAUCCUUUGAUUCUUUACUAACAAAUGAUUAUAAUUCUUCAUUAUUUAAAAUUCAACAAGAAUCUCCAUCAAGUUCAGUACUUGAUGAUCCUCAAUUCGAUAUUCCUAAACAUGUUCAAACAAAUCAUGGUUCAUUAAUAAAAAUAAAUGAGUUAAAUACAAUAUCGAAUCAAGUUCAAUCAUGUAUAGAACGUACAAGUUAUGGAAAUCCUACAAGUAUUGAUGUAAUUUUAAAUCGUCUUUUAGCCAUUGGUACAACAAAAAGUUGUGUACUCAUAUUUGAACAUAGAGCACAAACAUUAAAAUAUUGUUUAAAUGCGACAAUGAAUUUAAAUGGUGCCGUAUCAGCAUUAAGCUUCAAUUAUGAUUGUACACGUUUAUUAGUAGGUUAUGCUAGAGGACGUAUUCAUAUGUAUGAUUGUACGAAUGGAAAACUAUUACGAAAUAUAUCCGAUUGUCAUUCACCUAACACAGCUGUAUUACAUGUUAAAUUUACACACGAUCCAACCAUCGCUUUAUUUAGUGAUAGUGGUGGAAGUGUUUAUGUUAUGCAAUUUACUCGACAUAUUAAGCGUGGUUAUCAAUCAAAAUGUUUAUUUAGCGGUAGUCGAGGAGAAGUAUGCUGUAUUGAACCAUUAGUAUUUGCCGAAACUACUGAAAAAUUAAAACAACAUCCAUUAAAGUCGAUGUAUAUUGUUGCUUUAGCAACAUUUACAAAACUAUUUAUUAUUUCAUUGAAAUCACAUGGACAAGUUAAAAUAUUGCAUAUUCAUCGAAUGUUAGGAAAUUCAUCAACGUUACCCAUACUUAAAUGGCAAUUUAUUAUUAUUAAUAUUGGAAAUGAAACACAAUGUAUUGAUCCCGUAUUAGCAGCUGUUAGAGAUAAACAAUGUACUUUUUUUCAAAUUCAACAUAUUCGUGACGAUGAAGUGCAUAUAACUCAAUUGAAACAGAUCACUGUUGAUUAUCAUAUUAAAUCAUUUUGUUGGUUAAAUGCACGUGUAUUUGCUUUAUUUGAUAUAUCUGAACGUUUACAUAUUAUUGAUCAACGUUCGGAAGAACAAUUAGAAUGUAUAUCGUUAUCUUAUUGUCAACUUGUUUAUAAUACAGCAUUCUUCAAAUCUUUGGCAACUGGUGGAAAUGUUAGUUGUGCUUUGGCAUUAGCUGGACAAAAUGCAUGUUAUUCUACGAUUAUUACAAAUCAAGGAUGUAUAUUUCUAUUAGGUACAACUAUUUUGUAUGAACUUCAACUACGAGAUUGGAAUGAACGUAUUGAUUAUUUUAUUGAAAAUGGAAAAAAUCAAUAUGAACAAGCAUUAGAAUUAGGCUAUUCAAUGUACAUUGGAAAAGCGAAAGGUUUACCAAUUGAUCAAGAAAAACGUCAUCAAUGUAUAAGUGAUAAAAUGGUAUCAUUAUUAAAUUCUUAUUUAAAAUUAGCGUUAAAUUUUGAUUGUCCACAACAUGGUAAAAUUGAUUUAUUAAAACAACAUUAUAGAAAAGUAUUACCACGAACAAUUGAUUAUUGUUUAUCAAUGGAUCGUCUCGGUUUAUUAUACGGACAAAUAUAUGAUCUAUUUUCAAAAGACAGUAUAGCACAUGGAAUUUAUUUACAAUGUUUAGAACCCUAUAUAUUAAAAGGACGUUUUGAUUCAAUAGCACCCGUUAUUAUGAAAGAAUUUGUUAAUUAUUACGUCGAACAAGGUUAUUUUCACCAAUUAGAACAAUGCUUAAGUCGUAUUGAAGUAUCAUGCCUUGAUAUCAAUCAAAUACUUCAUGUGGCAAGAAAAUACGACCUAUAUCAGACAUUAUUACAUAUUUACAGUGAAGCAUUUAGAGAUUUUACAACAAUAUUUAAGGAAAUUAUGGAAAAAUUAGAAGAUAGUUUUGUAGAAAAUAAUGGUACUUACAGUGAAAAAAUUAUCACAAUUGGUAAUCAAGGAUUAGUUUUUCUUCAGAGUACAUUUGUUGGUGAUAUUUAUCCAUAUGGUGGCCGUUUGACACCAGACGUAGCUAAUUAUGCACGAAAUGAAUUAUUUGAUUUAAUUUCAUUUUUACAUCCAAGACAAACAGGUGGUCUAUUAUAUACAAAUUUACGAACAUUAUUACAUUUUAAUACACGUGAUUUUUUUAAUUUAUUAACAAUGGCAUUUAAUGAUGAAGAUUUUUUACACGCUAUUGAUAUACUUAAACGACGAGCGUUUUUCGAUAUAUUAUUAAGAGUUAUGGUCGAUGAUAUAUCGUUUACUUCAAAUCAAAUUGGAAUGUUAUUUGCAUUCUUAGCGAGACAAUUAUCAAAACCUAAACAACAACAUAUAUUUGUGCAAGGAAUGUUAUUUGAACAGGUAAUCAAAAUGUAUAAGAUGAUUAGUUAA
Messenger RNA from Didymodactylos carnosus, 3516 nucleotides. The record is from the annotation of a GenBank genome assembly. NCBI's taxonomy places the organism in Eukaryota, Metazoa, Rotifera, Eurotatoria, Philodinida, Philodinidae.